Drosophila rhopaloa is the source of this 4863-nucleotide messenger RNA. RefSeq lists its product as uncharacterized. The transcript has 9 exons. The record is from RefSeq and is a predicted model, not a curated record. NCBI's taxonomy places the organism in Eukaryota, Metazoa, Arthropoda, Insecta, Diptera, Drosophilidae. The coding region runs from base 785 to 4576 and encodes 1263 amino acids.
CGUACUCGCGAUCACUUGGGCCGGAGAAAAGCCUGCGAUUCUGCUCUGCAACAAAACGAAACUGCGUCGCGUUCGCAGUUGCCAACAAUAAAAUAUUAAAAAAAUAAAGUCAAAAACAAACGAACUGGCCAGCGCCCAUCUGCCAAAGAGGAUAUAUCGUACGAUCCUCCCUGCCAAUACCAUAUAAAGUUAAAACAACCAACGACCAUCGGCACGUCCAUUCAACCGUUCAGCGAAACCCACGCAAAACGACACAAAAUCUGAAACACAAAUCGUGAUAAAUUUUCGCUAAAUUGUGCAAACGUUUUUCGACUAAUUAAAAUUUGACGUGCAUUCCAAAACUCCAACUUCGACCGCCUUUGGAGCGAAUAAUAUAAAUUGCAAAUAAGUAAAUUUUCGCGACGACACUUGGCAAGUGAAAUAAUAACAACCAACGGGGAACAAAAGCCGCAAAUACGAACCCACAUCAAAUACAAAAUAAACGUAAUUAGAACUGCGCAAAUUACUUAGAACUGCAAAAACGUUUGUUCUCCCCCACACUAACGCACGAGGAAUGCUGUUUUGAGCUGAAAACCAUUUAAAUUGCCAAGCUUAAAUGGAAAAUGCGCAGAGUUCAAACAGUUCAAACAAAUGAGACUGUCACACAAAGAGUUUACUUAGGGUUGCGAUUCUUCCGAGCGAAGACCCGACAGGAGAGAGAAAAGCCAAGACAGAGCCAGAGGAAGCAGCCACAAAAGCAGCCCAAGAGCAGGAUAUAUCCCUGAGAUCCCAUCCCUGAGCUAAGAUGCAAACUGGAGCCGCAAAUGGAGGACCGCGGGUCAGCUUUAAUCGGGAUGUGCACGUGAAGCGGAUAGGCAAGCGUCCCAGUGAGUACGAGCCGGGUAGCCAGCCGAGCUACCACCAACUGCCCAAGGACAUCGAUCCCGCGGACAUCCGCAAGGAGGCUGCCCUGGUGAUCGCCCAGGCGGGCCGGCACCACAGCAAGGCCGAGAACGGCGACCACAUCCCCAGCUUCCGGGCCAAGCAGCGGCGCCAGAGCCAGCCCAGCGACUUCCACUCCCUGCCCACGCGGCGCAGGAAGGGCAAGCCGGUGGCCAGGAGCGCCAGCGACGCCUCCACCAAGAAGCCGACGAGCAAGCGCCCCUCGAUCUUCGGCCUCUUCAGCCGCAGGAGCGACUCGAAUGUCAGCCAGCUGGACAGGGAUCCGCGAUUCGAGGACGGCGGCGCCCGGCGUCUAGUGCGCAGCAAGAGUGAUGUGGGCAGCAGCAAGCUAGCCAGGAACAGGAAAGCGGAAGACAAGGCCCCAGCCGGCAGCAGCCAGUCCAAGCAGCAGCUGAGUCCCAUCAUCGAGCAGGCGCAGCGGGAGGACUUCUUCGAGAGGGACUACUUCCGGGAACGGGAGCGCCGCAAGUCAGACGCCGUCACGCCCCGCGAAAAGGAUGAGAGCGGGCGCGGCCUGAGCGAAUUGCUGGCCCGCAGUCGCUCCCAGGCGGAGCUAGACGGACCGCUCCUCUUGUCGGGCGGUCCUUCCAUUUCGGCGGGCAUCCGCGACCGGAUCGAGACGCUGCAGGCCAAGUCCGGCGAGAACAUGCACAGCUCCCAGCAGCCGGCGGAGCGUCUGCCGCUGACCAAGGGCCGCACCGUGGACGGCCUGGUCAAGCGGCUCUCCAUGGAGCGCUUCUCCCCCCAGCCGGCGAUCAGCCAGCCGGCCUUCUCCUACAUCAGGCCCAACGAGGGCAUCACCUACGCCCAGCUGGACCUGGGCGAGGAUCAGGUCCGGCGGUCGCCGCUGGACCGGGAUGUGCGCACCCCCCAAAGGGAGUUCGCCCCGGCCCGUCCGCCGCGGGCCAGCGAUGUGAGGCCCAGCUACUCGCCCACGUCCAACGGCGCUCCGCUGGCCCACAGGCCCAGCCACUCGCCCUCGCCCUGGCAGCAGCUGAGUCCUCGCAACCUGAGCGACGAGGACGAGGGACUGGGCUACGAGCCCAGGAAGGUCUACUACGAGGAGGAGUUCCCGCGCCGCGGCACAGAGCCGCCCAUCGUGCCGGUCAUCAGGAGCGUCAGUCCCUCGCCCUACCUCGAUGAGCUGGGCUACAGGAGGGCCCAGCUGGAAACGCGCAUCCUGACGCGUCGCUUCGGGGAGGGAGCCACCCUCGAGCGGCAUCGGGAGGUGGACCGCAACCGGGAGGCGGCCAGACCCACCCCCGAGCGGGACCCGGAGCGCUUCCAUCGUCCUGUGCGCCAGGAGCUGUCGCACGAGUAUCCGCCGGAGCGAUCCCAGGUGGACAGUGGCGCCACGCUGCCCCGCAUGGAGAAGACCUCCCGCUACCGGCACACCAAGUACUACGACGACGGGCACGGCGGGGUGAAGGAGACCUACGUGCGGGAGACCCAGCGGGAUGGCCAGGUGCGGGAGUCGCGGCAUCGCGAGCGCAUCGGGGAACGGGAGCGCGACUACAACUCGGCGGAUCGGCUGGAGCAGGAGCCCAAGAGCCUGGACUCGCAGCUGACGGACCAGUACCGCUCCUCGCCAGAACUGCGGGCCCAACAGACGCAGCAGCGCGAACAGCGGGAUCAUCGGGAGGAAUACUGGCAGAGCAGCCUGAAGCGGGACAAACUGCAGCAGCGGAGCUUUGACAAGGGCGACUCCGGGAUCGAAAACGACUUCCGGAAAGAGUCCUUCAAUGGAGACUUGACCACGAGAUGGCGCAAGCGCACAGCCCUCGACGACAUGAGGGCCUGCGAGUCCUUUCUGCGUAAGGAGCGGCGGGACAGCGCCCAGCAGCGGCAGUUGCAGAGGCAGGCGGUGCCGUCGCGCCUCCGCCACGAGCACAGCUACGUUUACAGGGAACGAUCCAUCGACGACGGCUCGCACUUUGAUCCGCACCUGGACAAGUACCCGGUGGCCACCAGCACUCUGCGUCGCCGGGAGCAGCACUCCCAGUCACAGACCCCGUCCCAGACCCAAAAGGGCGAGGACUCGAGCACCCUGAAGCGGAACAAGAAGCUGGGUGGCUUCGAGAAGGUCAAACAGCUGUUCACGGGCGCCGGCGGAAGCGGCAGCAACGGGGGCAGCGGGCGCAGCAGCGGCAGCAACGUGUCCAGUGGCAAGAAGGACCGGAUGAGCAACGGGAACAGCAGCACCCUCAGUCGCCGCGACAAGGACAAGGAGCGGGAGAAGGAGAAGGAACGGGAGAGGGAGAGGGAGCGCUACAUGGUCAGAGAGGAGGAGAUGCGGUCGCGGUACCGCGAGCAUCACAACUCCGCCCAGGAGACCUCACGCGAACCAAAGACUAUCGAUAUCUCGAUGCGACGCCGACUGUCCACGCCCAAAGCUAGUCCCCUGCUGGUGAAGCGCAGUCCGGCGGACAAGCCGCCCAAGAAGCAGCCAAAGGCGAAGGAGUCGCCGCCCGCGAAGGUCGAGAAGACGAGCUGGUUCAGAUCGCUGGACCGCCGGGCCAAGAGCAGUCCCAAGGAGCUCAAUGUAUCUGUCAAUGGACACAGUGAGACCACCUCCAGUCUGAAGCGGACCAAACGCAAUCCGACAGCUGCCCCAGCCAAGAAUCUGCGCUUCUUUGGCGACACCGACCUGGACUCAAAUCCGCCGACCAUUUCCAAGGCCACCAGCCUUCCCAGGAGUCGUCCGUCGCUGGGUCAGUCGAAGCACUCGCAGAGUGCCUACCACCUGGACCGGAGUCCUCCUCCUCCGGCCCAUGACUACCGCCACUCGCUCGCUGGACAGGCGCAGGUCCAGAGCCAGAGCAACGGCAGUCGCCAGCGGGCCAGCUCCAUGCAGCAUCUGGACAACGGCAGCGACGAGGUGGACUUCCGCAAGAGGCGCCACUACUCGCGCUCCCGCGAGCUGCACGACAUCUCGGAGAGCGGCUCGGAGCCGGAGCCGGCGGAGCGGCACAAGCGGAGCAGCACGGCGGGACAGCGGGCCAUGUCGCUGGAGCGGACGGUGGACGGACCGCGUGGCCAGCGGAUCGAGGAUCGUCCACUGCUGGGACCACCAAAGCCGGCCAGGAGUGCCGAGCGCCGCGGGCUGCUCAACAGCUUGGGCCAGGAGAAUGUGGGCUACGGCAGGGAUCGCUAUCCGGCGGAGAGCUCCGGCACCGAGGGCGAGUCCAGCCUGCACAGCCAGCGCAGCGUGGUCUAUCUGCACGCCACCACGGUGGGCGACAUCCCACAGCCAUACAACCUGCGGCGGCGGUCCAUGUCGCGCGACGACCUUCGCAAGGGCAAGCAGCAGGCGCCCCAGCAGCCGCCGCCCCUCCAGCCCAUGACCCGCACCGUCUCCAGGUCCGUCUCCAUGCUGGCCCCCUGGAAGCCCAAGCACAUCAGCGAGGGCUACGAGAUCAACUACUCGCAGGAGCAGAACAAGCGGAUGUCCACACUGCCGCGAAAGCCACCGCCGCACAAUGGAGCCACCAGUGCCAGCACUUUGAGUCGACUGGGCCGCAAGAACGAGUCCUCCACGUCGACGAGACGCCACCACAUGGACAACCUGGAGCGCCCGCCACCCCCGCGGUCGGUGCUCUCCGCAUCGAAUUUACGCAGCGCCAGGACGAAGUGAAAGGACGACCAUGACGCCUCCACCAGGUGCUGCUCCACUGUGGAGGUCCCGAACCCAACCACACCUAGUUACUAGUUGUAAUCAUUAAUGCGAACUCGAAACGUAAUUCUAAUCAAUUCAAUCGACGGAGGAGGAGGAGGAUUGGCAUCCUGCUGAGAUGCGAUGUCCUCGCUUAGUUGCGUAGGAUUCUUUAACCUUUGUUGCAAUUCUCGUCAUAUUUUAAAUGUGAAAUGUAUUCGUACUCCAGUAAUAAUUAUAAAUUAAUAAAAUAUCAGACUUUAACUUAU